CCAUUCAUCUCCCAAAUGAUAUAUUGUUCCCUGCUAUUAAAGAGAUACAGAUAAAAUUGGAGGGUAAAUUGUGGAUCAUAAUUCAACAACCAACAAAGUACCCAAUUGAAAUCAUAUUGACAAAUCAACAACAAACAUAGCAUCCCCCCAUUUCUGGGCAUUUUCCAUAGCGGUUUUUCUCGUGUGAGAGUUCUUCCUUCACUUUUCACCCUUCUUCUUCUCUCCUAUUUCAGUAACCUAAAUCUUUCCUUCUUCUAUUGGACUCUUCCAUAAACCCCAUUCCCCACUGCUGUUCAUGGAUUUGCUUCCCGCCGAGACUUCUCACGCAAUCAAACAUCGUUUCAGGUCUCUCAAAUUGGUUACUAUCGAUUUGAACGCUACCCUUUCCGAGCAUCCCUAUGGUGUUCGCUAUGGCCAGCUUCAUAAUGGCUUGUCUUAUUAUGUUCGAUCCAAUUCCAAGCCCAGAAUGAGAGCGGCUCUUGCGCUUGCUGUCAAGGCCGGAUCAGUUCUGGAAGAGGAGGAUGAGCGUGGAGUUGCUCAUAUAGUUGAGCACCUUGCUUUCAGUGCCACAAAGAAAUAUACAAAUCAUGAUAUUGUCAAGUUUCUUGAAAGUAUAGGAGCGGAAUUUGGAGCUUGUCAAAAUGCAGCCACAUCUGCUGAUGAUACAGUAUAUGAGUUAUUUGUACCAGUUGAUAAGCCAGGACUAUUAUCUCAAGCCAUAUCAAUACUUGCUGAAUUCAGUUCUGAGAUUCGAGUUUCUCAAGAUGAUUUGGAAAAAGAAAGAGGGGCUGUUAUGGAAGAAUACAGAGGGAACCGCAAUGCUACAGGAAGGAUGCAGGAUGCACAUUGGGCUCUGAUGAUGGAAGGUUCAAAGUAUGCUGAUCGCUUACCAAUUGGCUUGGAAAAAGUAAUUAAAACUGUGUCUGCUGAGACUGUGAAGAAAUUUUACAGGAAGUGGUAUGAUCUGCAUAAUAUGGCAGUGAUCGCAGUUGGAGACUUUUCUGAUACUGAGAGUGUUGUUGAGAUGAUAAAAGAGCAUUUUGGGCAUAUACAAUCUGCAUGUGAACCUCCCCAUGUACCAACGUUUCCUAUUCCAUCACGUGAAGAGCCACGUUUUUCCUGUUUUGUUGAAUCUGAAGCAGCUGGGUCAGCUGUUAUGAUUAGCUACAAAAUGCCAGCAGACGAGCUGAAGACAGUGAGAGACUACAGAAAUUUACUUGUAGAAUCCAUGUUCCUUCAGGCACUAAAUCAAAGAUUUUUCAAAAUAUCUCGUGGCAAGGAUCCUCCAUUUUUUUCAUGCUCAGCUGCAGCAGAUCCUGUUGUUCUUCCACUGAAAGCUUUUAUAAUGAGCUCAUCCUGUAAGGAAAAAGGAACUGUGAAGGCACUGGAAUCUAUGCUGACUGAGGUUGCAAGAGUACGACUGCAUGGGUUUUCAGAACGUGAAAUAUCUAUCGUUCGAGCUCUACUGAUGUCAGAGAUUGAAUCUGCCUAUUUGGAACGUGAUCAGAUGCAAUCAACAAAUUUGCGAGAUGAAUAUUUGCAGCAUUUUCUACGGAACGAACCUGUGGUUGGGAUUGAGUAUGAGGCCCAGCUUCAAAAAACUCUUCUACCUCAUAUAUCAGCAACAGAAGUAUCCAAGUAUUCAGCCAAGUUAACAUCAUUGUGCAGCUGUGUCAUCAAGAUAAUAGAGCCCCGUGCUUCUGCAACCAUUGAUGAUUUAAAAAAUGUUGUCAUGAAUAUCACCUGUCUUGAGAAAGAGAGAGGCAUUACUCCUUGGGAUGAAGAAAACAUCCCCGAGGAAAUUGUCAGUACCAUGCCAAAUCCAGGGAAUAUUGUGCAGCAGAAAGAAUAUCCAAAUAUUGGCGCUACUGAAAUAUUUCUAUCCAAUGGCAUGCGAGUGUGCUACAAGUGUACAGACUUUCUUGAUGAUCAGGUAAUAUUUACAGGGUUCUCUUAUGGGGCCUUAUCUGAACUUCCAGAGAGAGAGUAUAGUUCUUGCUCCAUGGGUUCAACCAUUGCUGGAGAAAUUGGAGUGUUUGGUUAUCGACCUUCUGUACUGAUGGAUAUACUGGCCGGUAAGAGAGCGGAAGUUGGUACAAAGCUUGGAGCCUAUAUGAGAACCUUUUCCGGUGAUUGUUCACCGUCGGAUCUGGAAACUGCCCUGCAGCUUGUUUAUCAAUUAUUCACGACAAAUGUGAUACCAGGGGAAGAGGAUGUCAAAAUUGUAAUGCAAAUGGCGGAAGAAGCUGUUCGUGCUCAGGAGAGGGAUCCUUAUACUGCAUUUGCAAACCGUGUGAAGGAGCUUAAUUAUGGAAACUCCUACUUUUUUAGGCCAAUUAGGUUAAGUGACCUUAAGAAAGUUAAUCCACAAAGGGCCUGUGAAUAUUUCAACAAGUGUUUCAGAGAUCCUUCCAAUUUUACUGUUGUAGUUGUUGGGAAUAUUAAUCCUUCAAUAGCACUUCCUUUAAUACAGCAGUAUUUGGGUGGAAUACCAAAACCUCCUGAACCUAUUAUGAACUUCAAUCGCGAUGACCUAAAAGGCUUGCCAUUCAAGUUUCCUACAAGCAUAGUUCGAGAAGUGGUAUAUAGCCCGAUGGUUGAAGCCCAAUGUUCAGUUCAGCUAUGCUUUCCAGUGGAGCUUACUAAUGGAACCAUGGUUGAGGAAAUUCAUUACGUAGGGUUUUUGAGCAAAUUGCUUGAGACUAGAAUGAUACAAGUUCUGCGUUUCAAGCAUGGGCAGAUCUAUUCUGCUGGUGUUUCAGUAUUUCUUGGAGGUAACAAACCUUCAAGAAUUGGUCCUGUUCGUGGUGAUAUUAGCAUAAACUUUUCUUGUGACCCAGAAAUCUCAUCGAAGCUGGUUGAUCUUGCAUUGAAUGAAAUAUUACGUCUUCAAGAAGAAGGGCCAACGGAUCAAGAUGUUUCAUCUAUCCUAGAGAUUGAACAGAGGGCUCAUGAAAAUGGACUGCAGGAGAAUUAUUACUGGCUGGACAGGAUUUUACGCAGCUACCAGUCAAGGAUAUACUCGGGUGAUGUUGGAUCAUCUUUUGAGAUUCAGGAUGAGGGACGUUUGAAUGUCAGAAAUUCAUUGACACCAUUGACAGCACAGUUGGCACUACAGAGGAUACUUCCAUUUCCUUGCACAAAACAGUACACUGCAGUAAUUCUAUUGCCAGCAUCCUAUCGGUUCAGGAAACUGAAAUCAUUCUUACGACUUGGUCUAUCAAAUCCUGGAAGAGACUCAAAGAUUUUAGUCGGCCUAGCCAGUGUAGCAGUUUUGACUUUCAGCUUAUGGAGAUAUUGGAGUACUAACAAAUCCUAGGUUAAAUUCAUUGCGCUUUGGGUUGUAUCAAGUUACAUUCUUCCCGUACAUAUUGUGAUGAAUUGUUGAGAAUGAGGGACAUCAACGGAGCUAAAAUUGUACAAAUGGAGGUUCCAGAUAUCUUCGGCUAGAAGUGUAAUUUACGGCAUCACCAUUCACCGCUGACUUAGAAGACACAAGAGCUGAUAUUAUCCAAUAUCUCUGUGGAAGAAAUUAUUGUAAUAGAUUGGAGAGGCAAUGGCCAGACUCAUAAUUACCUGCAACAUUUGGAGAUUCUUUCAAGUUGGGGUCUUCAUUUGCUUCUUGUUUAACCCAUUCAUUUCUUCGACUGGAGGUUUCUCAUCUGUCUUUACAUUUGUUAUAGAUUUGGACAUAGUUUGUUUUCUCUCAUCUUUGUAUUUCUACUUCUCUAGACUUUACCUAGUUACGGAGCUUUCCAUAGAGAUGCAUCUUUACCUAGUUGAACCUGUUUAGAUUGACAACCAUUUGAUCCUCUCUAUUGUUGAUUUUGUUUCACCUUUUCUUCCUUGAUAAGUGAAAACAAUAGUAGAAAUGAGUAUUUUUUUUUUA
This is a messenger RNA of Cucumis sativus (cucumber), 3889 nucleotides long. RefSeq names its product zinc protease PQQL-like. Lineage: Eukaryota; Viridiplantae; Streptophyta; Magnoliopsida; Cucurbitales; Cucurbitaceae. The record is from RefSeq and is a predicted model, not a curated record. The coding region runs from base 296 to 3319 and encodes 1007 amino acids. Gene Ontology annotation, biological process: proteolysis. The transcript has 21 exons. Gene Ontology annotation, molecular function: metal ion binding; metalloendopeptidase activity.